UUGCCAGGAUGCACCAUAGGCAGCUCCAGAGUAGAAAGCCUCACGAAGGGAGAAUGACAUCUCUUCUGCUUCUAGUUCUCAAGGCGUUCGUCAUAUUAAUUUAUUCAUAUUUGGAAGAAGUGGUGAAACUCUUCAUUCCCAAGAGGAGAAAAUCUAUCUACGGAGAGAUUGUUCUGAUCACUGGGGCUGCCCGUGGACUCAGCAGAGCAACUGCCUAUGAGUUUGCCAAACACCAAAGCAAGAUGGUCCUUUGGGAUAUCAACAAGGAAGGCGUUGAGAACACUGCUGAGGAAUGCAGAAAGCUGGGUGCCAUUGCACAUGCGUUUGUGGUGGACUGCAAGAACAGGCUGGAAAUCUAUAGUGCUGCAGAUAAGGUCAAAAGAGAUGUUGGAGACGUGAGCAUCUUGAUAAAUACUGCAGAAGCUAUAAAAAUAGCAGUACUAUCGUCAAACAAGGAUGAGCAGAUCCAGAACAUGUUUGAUGUCAACAUUCUUGCUAAUUUCUGGGUAAUCCUAUUAUUUGUUAAAUUUCUAUUGUGCCUGUCCUCCCAAAGGAAGAAGUGAUAAUAGUGAUGAGUAUCUGAAAGUUUGAAUCAUAAUAUAAAAAUUACAAACAGGGCCAGCACUGGGUGUGAUUGGGCCCCUGGGCACCAGCCUGCCUGGGCCCAUAGUGCCAUUUGCCCCAACACCCCCUCCUGAUACAGGCAGCCCAUCUGCCCUAUCUACAUCUGAUAUCAGUGUGCUCGCAUGCCUGCAAUCACCAAAAAUGGUGGCAGAGGCAUCAACCCUUAGGAACACCCCUGCCACCAUCUUGGGUGAUGGCAGGCAUGCUCAUGCUUUGCAUGGGGUGCACACACUGAUGCACUAAUGCAACAGAUAGGUGAGGCAGGUGGAGUUAUUGAAGCCCACGUCCCUUGUGUUGGGGGCGUGCCUGGGAGCUCCUGCUCUGUGAUCUGCAGUUCUGGGACAACUGGCAGUUGCCUAAGGAUGCUGAUGAUGCUGGGCCUAUGAGUUUGGAUAACCUCCACCCUCUGAGCUCCUCUGGGCUGCAGGGGCCCUUGUCCAGGGCACAACCUGGCCACACGCUGAUGCUGGGCCUAAUUACAAAUGCUGUGCUGUAAAUUCAGGAGGUAGACAGAAGUAUGCACAAACUAUAGUUUAAUGUUGAACAAGCAGUGCUCCUGCAGUGCUUUUCCCUAGAUCCAGUGCCAGCAGGUGGCCAGGUCAGGCAAUGGCUGAUGGCCCCUGUGGCUGGCUGAGGGCAGAGUUCCUGCUCCACAAUCUCAGCCAGCACUGGGUCAUGGGGCCCUACUAGAUGGUGACACAGAUAGCAGAGCAAAAGUUCCAGCACCUCCACAAGCAUGUUCCAGCUGAUGUGGACUUAAAUAUGCCUCGUUGUGCCACUUCUUGUGUUGUCACAUGCCUGCCAUCACCCAAGAUGGCA
Messenger RNA from Rhineura floridana, 1443 nucleotides. Its product is annotated as 17-beta-hydroxysteroid dehydrogenase 13-like. Lineage: Eukaryota; Metazoa; Chordata; Lepidosauria; Squamata; Rhineuridae. The record is from RefSeq and is a predicted model, not a curated record. The transcript is spliced from 3 exons. Gene Ontology annotation, cellular component: lipid droplet. Bases 9 to 563 code for a protein of 184 amino acids. Gene Ontology annotation, molecular function: oxidoreductase activity, acting on the CH-OH group of donors, NAD or NADP as acceptor.